Molecule: messenger RNA, 2441 nt
Organism: Nothobranchius furzeri (turquoise killifish)
Lineage: Eukaryota; Metazoa; Chordata; Actinopteri; Cyprinodontiformes; Nothobranchiidae
Gene: c1ql4a
Product: complement component 1, q subcomponent-like 4
Molecular function (GO): protein binding
Source: RefSeq, a predicted model, not a curated record
CGCUUCGAUGGACAGACUCACAGCUGGAGCGUCACCGUGCGCUCCUCGUUCGGAACGGACUAAAUAAAGUGUCAUGCGGACUUAAAAUCCUCCGAAGUUUCUGCAUUUCUAAUUAAAGAAAAUAGACUUACUCUCUGAUUAACAAACCCGCGCUACUUUACCUGGAAAUUGAUGCGUGCGCACUUUGUCUGAAAUACUUUGGACGUUUUGGAGAAACCGACGCGCAAAAAUCCGGAUUCUUUUGUUAUUAAAACAAACAGAAGAUGCAGAAAUAGACAGGAGGAUCCAGCCAAAGCAGAACAAAGAGGAACACCCUUUUUUAAAAUUUAAUGAUCUUCAAAUGAGUGGGAACCAAAUCCUCUGAACUUUUUUCCAUCCCAUUCCAGAUAUUUAUGGAGACAUCCACAUAAAGUGAUCCCUUGAUAUUUUAUUUGGGCUUUAUUUUGCGUUGUAAAAAGACACACAUUGUACCUUAAUGAACAAAAUUGAAAUAUUACUUCCACUUUACUUAAAUUUGGUACUAAUCGUCCUCAUGUUAGUAUUUAAAUCUGUUUGAUGCCCAAAUUCAAAACAACAGGACAUCAAGACAAAAAGAAAAACAUGAUGUUUGUGUGUUUCUUUGAACCCGAGCCAUGUCCUGGAUAUUUUUCUAAAAAUACUUUUUUUUGAGACUCUUGGACAUAUUUAGUUUAAAUGCUGUUCAGUGUUCAAACUAUAGUUUUUUUUGCUCCUGGAUUUUCACCUCCAGUUGUUUCCUUCCUGGCAUUCUGCCAUUUUGAUUUUUUGCUCAUACUUGACCAGGCAAUACACUGAUCCCCCCUCCGCUCCUCUUCUUCUUCCUCACCUUUUCUUUUCAAACUGGUCCUCAGAAAGGCUUCAUCCUGGCCGGCACUAUUCCAGCUAAGGUGGAAGAGGACUUCCUCACGUCGGCCGCUUCCCGGCUCAGCCGAAGGAAACGCGUUAUAGUUGCGGCUGUAGGUGUGGCCAUGGUUCUGAUUCUGUUGGUGGCUAUUCCCCUGCUGGUUCACACAACCAAAGGGGCUCCAACUGGAAGUGCAGGGAGCCAUUAUGAGAUGCUUGGGAGUUGCAGGAUGGUGUGUGAUCCUUACACCACUUCACAGCCGGGCCAAGAGCUCACGGCUGUGUCUCCACCUCCCCAGGAUUACACAGGAAAGAAGAUAAAGCCCGGACUUCGGGGGCCUCCGGGGAUGCCUGGUCCUCAAGGAGAGCGUGGACCUCCUGGAGAGCCAGGCAAGCCAGGGCCACAGGGGCUACCUGGUCCAGGCCCCAGCGGCUAUUCUCCAGCAAUCUACACUCCAAAAAUUGCAUUUUAUGCAGGGCUGCGCAAGCAGCAUGAGGGCAAUGAAAUACUGAAAUUUGAUGAUGUGGUGACCAAUGUGGGUAACUACUACGAGCCCAGCACUGGAAAGUUCACCUGCCCGCUGCCUGGCAUCUAUUUUUUCACCUACCAUGUUCUAAUGAGAGGUGGCGAUGGGACAAGCAUGUGGGCAGACCUGAGGAAGAAUGGACUGGUGAGAGCGAGCGCCAUCGCUCAGGAUGCUGAUCAGAAUUACGACUACGCCUCCAACAGCGUGAUCCUGCAUUUGGACGUUGGUGAUGAGGUGUGCGUGCAGCUGGAUGGAGGGAAGGUCCACGGAGGAAACCAGAACAAAUACAGCACCUUCUCUGGAUUCCUCGUCUACCCAGACUGAUUUUACCUCACACACCUCUUAAACACACAUGAGAGAGGAGUGGGGGGAAGCAACAUACAAACAGACAUGUGUACAGUAUGCAAAUUAAAGUGGACACACAUGCAUGCCAAACAAACACACACAUACCUGCAGAGAUAUUGUGAAAUUAGAGUCGACUUCAAGAGGAGGGAACUAAAAAUGACAAAUUAGCUGUAACUGUUAUUAUUGGUACUCUUAUUGUGCAAACGUGCCAGAAUAUGUAGUCUGCAGUAUGGAUGCAAAUACCUAAUCCACACUGAGAGGCUCUGAAAUAUCUAAAGCAACAUAUUCUACAUUCACUGACAUUGUUAGACCAACAAAAAUAUUCCAAAAACCAUCAAUUUGACUGUUUUACGGGAAUGGGCUUCCAUACCAAAUUAAUCCAAUAAAAUAAAUGAUUUUAUCUUCAUCCUCAAACUAAAGAUGAAGUUUAGGGAACACUCAUAGUGUGUUUUACAUUUAGAUCAUGUGUGUAAUGAAGUCUUAAAAGCCAAAUACAUUACUGACAAAGCUGUGCAAGUGUGAAUGAUAACAGCCGAGUAAACGCAACAGGUUGUGUUGGACUUUUUCCAGUGUUGUAUAUAAUAUCUUUUCUCCUGCCAUGCCAGCUUUAUUUUUGAGACGGAUCCUGUUAAAGUACCAUUAAAUGUAAACUAAUUGCUAAAUGAAAAAGGUUGAGUGACCAAUCACUAUUAAAACAUCCAUUCCAGA